AUGUCUGGAAUUAAUAGUAGAACUUCUACGGGGUUACAUACCGUAGAUAACACAAAUCUCUUAUCUCCAUAUGUGACAGGCGAAAUGGUUGGCUUCGAUGCUGGAGCCAAGAUAAAGGGGUUCGAUGUUGGAGAAUUUAAGCAUUUAUCUAAUGAAAAUGGUGAACUUAAAGUCAACGAGGUUGAAACCACCUCUGAAUGCUUACCUUGUAUGAAUGAACAUGGCGUCAUAUCCAUUGGAUUAAAUGUUGAUAACAAGAGGCUUGAAAUUGAUGAGGAGAGUCAGUUGACCACAAUCGACAUAUCUGCGCAUCAACCUCUUGUCUACUCAAAAGAGGGUCAUGAUAUCCAACUUCAGUUUGAUGAUUCAUCUUUAUCUGUAGAAGAAGAAAAACUGAAAGUGAUUCCCGAAAAUUAUGAGUUCCCAAUGUACCAUGAUGAUGAAUCAUGGACGGUUGGUAUUAGAGUGGAUGAGACAUUAUCCAUUAACGAAAACGGACUUUCAGUGAACUUUCCACCACCGCCGCCUCUAGAAACACUGAAGAAACCUCUAUAUCGGGAUAAUGGAAUUGGUGUCAAACUUCACAAGAGUUUGAAGGUGAAUAGUUCAGAUGAACUCGAAACAAACUCAAGCCAACUGUUCAAAGCAUUUGGGGCUAUAAAGACAUCCAGCAGUGCGGAUACGCUGUUAGACAUCAGGUCUUCAUGGCUCGACUUUGGAUUUGGUAGUCUGACCGAAAUGACUAAUGUGUUAGGAGAGGUAGACACCACAGCAAUACGCUUAAUGGUCGAUUCUUCGACAUUCAGUCAAGCGGGAUCGAGAUUGUCCCUGAAAUCACCCGGAUAUGAACAAAUCAUGUAUGGGAACCUUACUUAUGGCUACUCGGGAAGUUCUUCAUUCACCUAUUCGUCCACGCUUCAGGAGUUGCGUGUACCCAAUGUAAAGUUAAGCGGAACAUUGCCUGCGAUUGGAGGUGGCUCGUAUGCUGUAAGUAAAGACUAUCUUUCACAAUUUUAUCAAGGCUCUCAAACAGGAGCAAUCGCCGUGAGUCCGGAGGCUGCUGGACGUCGAGAGAUAGGCUGUUUGGUCGAUAAUCAGACCAUCAGAAUUGUUGGAAAUGCACUCACAGGUGGGUACAUUUUUCAGGACUUUAAUGGCGUAUCUAUUCGACCUGGAACGACCAAUGAUGUGGUAUUAUCUCUUAAAUGCAAGGCUGGCAGUUGUCUCCAAAUGGUCAAAGCAGAUACCAUUAAAGAUGUACUGACUUGCAGCAAUGGUAUCGAGAGAGUACAGAAUGACCUUCAACUCGAUCUAAAAGUUGAUGCUAACAGCGGUUUGGCCAUGGUAAACAGGGGUACCAUACGGGAUACAUUCACAGCCUCCCAAGGGGUAACACGGGUGGGCAACAAUUAUAGGCUGUCGUUAACAGCCCAGUCUCCAGAUUUAACCCUCAACAACAGGGUUUUAAGUUCUAAUAUAGCAGCCGGGAUAGGCCUCCAGAAGAACGGUGCCAUUCUAUCUACUAAUCUCCGAGGUAUAAAUGGUGUACAAGUCAGCGGCGACUUGAUUUCAUGUUCACUUACAGGAAGUGAUACCGUUCUUUGCGUAGGCGAUUCCUUAAGAGGUAAUUAUGUGGGCAGUACCAACUCAUAUGGAAGUAUUAUUGUUGUUGGAAAUACGAUUCAGUAUAACAUGAUUCCUCCUCAAUUUGUAAGUAACAGUCCAAAUCUCAUCAUUACAGGUUCGUAUCCGCUUUAUAACUUUACCCUCAUUGACCCUACGCCAUUAUCGAAGCAAAGGGAUACAGACAAUACAGAGCAAACUGACACGGCUGAAAUCUUGAAAACUGAUAUCCCGGAUGGAAAUGUGGUGGUGGCAAGCAGUAUUACCCCUCUUUCAACUAUACCCUUUCCAGCCAUGGCUAGUCCUCCUCUUACGGUUCCCAUGGCUGUCAAUUCAAUUCUUCCUAUUACAAGUGCAUUUCCAUGGGCUAUGAUUUUCGGAGGGUCACGCAAACGUAAGGUUCAACGAGAUGCGGAAGGCCAACCUAUACUCGAUGGCAAUGGAAACCCCGUUUACGAACCAAUAGACCCUGUUACCUUCAUGCCACCACUUGAACCCGGGAGCAAUGUCGCAAUUGCUUCUGAUCCAAUAGGAGGUUGUACUCGUCUCUUGUUUGAUACGCCUUCAUGUUAUCGAGGCAUCAAAUAUGAAUACCCUCAGCAAGCAAUCAACUUGGGAAUGUUAAGAGACUUUAACAUGGAAGUGAUACAGCCAUGGACAACAUCACAGAUAACUAAUUUGACUUCAAAUAAUGUUGUAUUUGGAGUGAAUAUAUCAGGGAAAGUCAUUACAGGAAGCAGAGUUCAAACUACCGCCUCAUCAGCAGGACAAUCAUCUGUCUUUAUUUCGAACAGUUUUGAUUCAACAAAAAGCACCUGGUUCAGGCUCGAUGGCACAGGCUUUUUAGGAUACAACCCCGGUGCUUCAACAUGGCUCGGUGCUCAGGAUUUACCAAUGUUCAUAUAUCCUAGGACAUCUAGCAUGCCUACUCUAGGUCUAAGAGUGGACACAAAUGGUUCGUGCGUUGUAGGGGGUGACCUUACUAUCGGAUCAUCUUCUGUGAGCGGUCUACGUUCGCUGGUUGUAUCCAACCUUUCUUCAGGAAGCAAUGCUUGUAGCAUUCUUUAUCUUACGGCCUCAGGAGGUUCUGGAGUGAUGUUUUUGAACGGUGCCUCGCGAACAGUGGAUGGAGGAGCAUCAACAAUGACAUUAAGGAAUGAUGCAGGCAGUCUUCGGCUUCAAGCACAGACUGCUAGAGGACUAACAAUACAGGCAAACACUGGUAUCAUUACACUGGAUAGCACAAGCGUAUCAACCUCUCCAACAACCGGUUCCCUAGUAAGUCCUGGUGGUGUUGGUAUUGCAAAGGAUGUAUUCAUUGGUGGUAAUAUCUUCGCCUCCACCAAUAUGAAGGUAGCCACAGAAUCCUUUGUAACAACAGGAUUAGCAUCGAAGCAAAACUUAUCUCCUUUGCUCGACAAUAUAAGUAGUCUGACCCCGACCGAUGGUACUUUUUUAAUGGGAAAUGGUGGUUUUUUCCGGAUCGUACCUAAAGAUGAAAUCCUCAGCACAUAUCAGCCCCUGAUUACACCUGCGAGUUCGCUUAACCUGAGCGGUUUAACGGUACAAAAUUCAAACACCAAUGCUACAGCAUUCACACUAGGGAACACUAGCACUGCACAGACAUGGGGCGUUCAUGUUUCCGGUAAUAUGGUCGUGAGUGGCGGCCUAGGAGUAUCAACUGAUGCAUAUAUCGGUGGAAUGGCUUACAUCGGAGGUCUCGAAGUUGCAUCUCAAAAAUUUGUAAUUGAUAACACCGCUCCAAUAAGUCAAACCUUGUCUUCACUAUCAACAACUGUUACUAAUAACAAUAAUGCCAUUAAUACUGCACUCGCAUCGAAGCAACCAAUGAACAGCGCUACCAACUCUCUGUACACAAUGACGGUACAGCCUGACAGUUGGCUUUAUUCUUCUGCUGGGACUACGUUCGAGAAUGUUACUUCCACUCAAGUGAAAGGCAUCCUCAAUAUAGCAACCAAUGCUAACGUGAAUACACUCCUUUCUGGUAAACAGAACAACAUCACCACAUCAACUAAUUUGAGUCUUGCCUCAGUUACGGCUAGUGGUUAUGUAACAGUAAUUAAUGGUGCCAAUCCAACAUAUAUGUCCCUGGUCAACUCUUCAUCGAAUAUCACUUGGGGUCUUCGAGUAGCAGGUUCUUCAGCCGAUGGCUCUAACCCAGCAGGUGGGUUUGGGAUCAACUCUUCAUAUAACAACGUCGGUUAUGUGUUAAAGAUUUCUAAUACUGGUAUUACAUAUAUUACAAAUACCACACAGUCAACUAGUUUGACUACAGGAGCACUUCUAGUAAGUGGUGGUUUAGGUGUUGCAAAGGACUUGUAUGCUGGAGGAAAUGUAAUUGGUAACUCCUCUGUGGAUGCUCCAAACUGGGUUCAAUCUCGAAACGUUUCGUCUGGCGUUAAUGCCUACACAGCCAUUGGUUGUGCCAAUGACAGCGGCAAUGGUGCGUUACUUUUCCUCAACUCUUCUACAAGGACUGCAGAUGGAGCCGGGAACAACGCUACACUUUGGAAUGACUGUGGAGACAUGAACAUCCAAGGAAAAUCUGGUCUAGGAUUAGGUCUACAGAUUGUAUCCAUUUCGAAUGAAGUUAAGGUGUUGACUGCUACAGACUCCUCGUCUGCGACAUCAGGAGCCUUGCAGGUAUCUGGGGGUGUUGGAAUUGCGAAGACUCUGUGGGUUGGUAAUAAGGUAACCAGUGGAAAAGGGACUGGCUAUGGUUUUGGAUGGGGUAGCAUCGGUGGAAAUGUCAAUACUGGUGACAUGACAUUCUUCUCCCCAUCUUUGAAUGGACAAGCCUUCUUCAACGAUCAGAUUAACGAUGUCUGCCUGCGGGCAUGGAAUACUAACAUGAGAUUUGGUGUUACAAAUAGUUCAUCUCAAUUAGAUAUUCUCUCAUCUGGGAAUGUUAUUAUCAAUACGACGACAGAUUGUACUUCCACAACAACUGGCGCAUUCCAAGUCAAAGGGGGAGUUGGAAUUAGUAAAGCGCUUUAUGUCGGUGGAAAUGUUUUCUCAAAUGGUAUAAAACUAGCAACCGAGAGUUAUGUAGGUACAGCCAUUGCUUCAAAACAGACAUUGAGUCCGCUCCUAGAUUCUAUCAGUGGACUCGCAAUAUCUGCAAAUUCAUUUAUUGUUGGAAGUUCUGCUACAUCAUUCUCCACGAAAACCGUUGAAGAGGUGAAGUCAAUUCUAGGAGUUAUGAAUGUCGACAUCUCAGGGAAGCAAAAUGCUAGUCCUUUACUCUCUACUCUCGCUGCGAUGUCACCAAUGAGCAAUAUGUUUCUCAUGGGAGAUGAUGUCCAAGGAUUCACUCUCACAAAUGACAUCGAAGUACGAAGCAUUUUAAACAUUGUCGACUAUGCCCCCAGCAUAUCAGCACUGCAAGGAAGCGUUGCAACCCUACAAACAUCAGUAUCAUCAAAGCAGGAUACCAUAUCCAGUAGUACCGCAUUAUCAACAGGAACACUUGUUGUAAAUGACAUAACUGAUUCCACAUCAGCCAUCACUGGAGCACUUCAAGUGAAGGGUGGAGCAGGAAUCGCUAAGAAACUAUGGGUUUCUGGUGCACAAAUGACCGUCCAAAAUACUAACUAUAGUGUUGGCCAAACCAAUACCCUCAUGUUUUCACACGCAACACAAAAUAUAUGUUCUAUACAAUCCUAUUUGCCUGGUAGUAACAAUGUUGACCUGAAUUUCUAUGUCGGACAAAGCAACGCAUCUAUUCGAAGUAUGUCGCUUAAUGGAGCAACCAGAAAUGCUUAUUUUGAUAGAGAUGUCAUCAUCGGAAACACCAGUGUAAAUGGUUUAAGAAGCAUUCAGGUCAAGAAUGUAGACCUCGGUUCGAAUGCAGCACCAAUUUACUAUUUAACGACGGCCGUGGGUUCUUCCGUUCUUUUUAUGAAUGGCUCAAAUCGAACAGUAGAUGGAGGCGCUAAUACACUCACACUCAGGAAUGACGUUGGUGCCGUACGCCUUCAAUCUCAGGGAGCAAAAGGUAUUUACGUUUAUCCUAACACAGGUAAUGUCGUUGUUGAAAGCACCACUCCAGCGUUAUCGAGUACAACUGGCGCUUUGGUUGUUGCAGGUGGAAUUGCGGUCGGUGCCCAUGUCGUAUCAGGUGGGAAUCUGUAUUCAAAUGGUGCUGUGUAUAGCAACGGACAGGUCUGCGCUACUCAAGCAUGGGUGUCAUCUCAAGUACAGUUUCCUAAGGUUCAGGUGUUCAAAAUGCUAACUAAAGAUGUAAUCACAACUGGUAGCGGAACAAAGACGUUCUAUGUUUCUACAGCCGGCCGGGCGUUGAUACGCUAUACCAUCAACUUGCAUGGCACCAAUAAUGCAGGAGGAACGCUCAAUGUGUAUCUAGGAACUAAUGCCAGUUCGAUGCCGUCAGUCUUUUCCAGUGAUUUUAACUAUAAUGCUGGAGUGAACAGAACAAUUUAUGCCUCAUUCAUUGUGUCGGGGUUAGUUCCUGAUGUAGCAUAUUUUACCAAUUUUUCAGCAGUAAAUGCAGCACUGGACACAAGCGCAGAUGUAACCAUUAUAGAGGUAAUGGAAUUAGGGUCUUAA
Spizellomyces punctatus DAOM BR117 is the source of this 6213-nucleotide messenger RNA. RefSeq lists its product as uncharacterized. The transcript has 2 exons. Bases 1 to 6213 code for a protein of 2070 amino acids. The record is from RefSeq and is a predicted model, not a curated record. NCBI's taxonomy places the organism in Eukaryota, Fungi, Chytridiomycota, Chytridiomycetes, Spizellomycetales, Spizellomycetaceae.